AUGGGCUAUAAACUUCAAAAUCUUGAUGGUAUUGGCAUUUCUUCUAAUAGAAUCACUGGAACUAUUCCAAGCUAUAUCUCCAAUUGUUCUUACCUGACGACCAUAUACUUUGAUUCUAAUGGUUUAAGUGGCCCAAUUCCGAACUCUUUAGGAGAACUAAGAUGGUUGGAAUUAUUGGACUUGUUUGAUAAUAAUUUGACCACUGAAUCUUCAUCUGUUGGCCUCAAUAUUGUUAGUUCAUUAGCAAACUGUAGAUACUUGAGAGAACUUUGGUUAAGUAACAAUGCUCUUAAUACUGUCUUACCAAGUUCCUUUGGAAACAUUCCAAGUGCCAUUGGAGGUUUGCAAGAAUUGCAAUACAUUAUCCUAGCAAACAAUCUUCUACAAGGAUCUAUUCCUAACACUUUUGCAAGUAUGAUUAGCUUGGAACAUAUGGAUUUGUCAAACAAUAAUUUGAUGGGUAGGAUUCCCAAAUCAUUGGAGACACUCCUCUAUCUCAAAUUUUUGAAUGUAUCAUUCAACAAAUUAAGUGGAGAAAUUCCAAGCAAAGGUCCUUUUAAACAGUUUGGUUAUCUAUCAUUUUUGUCCAAUGAAGGGCUGUGUGGUUCCUCAAGGCUAAAAGUACCACCUUGUAAUCCUAAUUCUAACUCGCAUCGAUCUAUAAGGAGAUUGCUUUGGAUUGUACUAAUCUCUAUAGCUAUAUUGAUUGUGGGAAUCUCAUCGGUUGGAUUGCAUAAAUGCAAAAGUAAAAAGUCAAUUUCUACUGAAGUUAUUUUGUUUCAAGAAAUGGUGUUUCCGAGAAUUUCUUAUUAUGAACUUCAACAAGCAACUCAAGGGUUUGAUAGCAGUAACUUGCUAGGGACUGGAAGCUUUGGUUCUGUUUAUAAGGGCAUAUUUACUAAUGGGUCGUCCUUCGCCAUCAAGGUAUUUAAUUUGCAAGUUGAAGGUGCAUUCAAGAGCUUUGAUAUAGAAUGUCAAGUGUUGCGCAACCUCCGUCAUAGAAAUCUCACAAAGGUCAUUAGUGCUUGCUCUAACUUAGACUUUAAAGCACUCAUACUUCAGUACAUGCCUCAUGGUAGCCUAGACAAUUGGUUAUAUUCUGAAAAUCAAUCGUUAAACAUCAUGCAAAGAUUAAACAUAAUGAUUGAUGUGGCAUGUGGGUUAGAGUAUUUGCAUUAUGGUAACAGUAUUCCAGUUGUUCAUUGUGAUCUAAAGCCAAGUAAUGUAUUACUUGAUGAAGAUAUGGUGGGACACGUAAGUGAUUUUGGGAUCUCAAAGUUACUUGGAGAUGAUAGAUCAAUUGCUUAUACAUGUACCAUGGCUACAAUUGGAUAUAUUGCCCCAGAGUAUGGAUCAAGAGGAAUGGUUUCCACAAGAAGUGACGUUUAUAGUUAUGGAAUAAUGUUAAUGGAAGUUUUCACAAGGAAGCGCCCAAGUAAUGAAAUGUUUUCAGGAGACCUUAGUUUACAGAGUUGGGUUUAUAAUUCACUUUCUAACACUCCUGAUCUGAUUGUGGACUCUACCUUAUUAAGGGCCGAAGAAUUGCAACUUAGUCAAAAAUUGCAAUACAUAUCAACUAUUUUGGAGUUGGCUUUGAAUUGCACAGUGGAAUCUCCUAAAGAGAGGGUUGAUAUUCGACAUGAGUUUGUUAUUGAAGACUAUUACUGA
Molecule: messenger RNA, 1668 nt
Organism: Ipomoea triloba (trilobed morning glory)
Lineage: Eukaryota; Viridiplantae; Streptophyta; Magnoliopsida; Solanales; Convolvulaceae
Product: probable LRR receptor-like serine/threonine-protein kinase At3g47570
Exons: 4
Coding region: 1-1668 (555 amino acids)
Biological process (GO): protein phosphorylation
Molecular function (GO): protein binding; ATP binding; protein kinase activity
Source: RefSeq, a predicted model, not a curated record